GUACGUGAUGAGCAUUAUCAAGCUAAAAUUGUGACUAAACGAAAUUACUCAAGGUUAAAUAACCAACAACAACUUCAGCUCCAAGGAUGGAGAGCUAACAGUGAUAUUCAUAUUGUUAUUGAUCACUAUGCUUGUGUUGAAUAUCUCACAAAAUAUGCAGCUAAUGGUGAGCCAAGAUCACCUAUACUGAAUCAGGCAUUCAAUUCUAUUGUACAAAAUGUUGACAGUAAUACUGACCCUUGUAGAGUUAUUAAGAAUGUAGUUAUGAAGUCAUUGAGAUUAUGAAGCUCAAUGCAUCAUUUGUUGUCAUUAAAAGUUAGUCUAAAUGGUUCACAUAGAGUGUGUGAUACUGCAAGUAUUGAUGAGGGAGAAUUGUGCACUGAUUAUUCACUUCUUGAUGUGUAUGGUAAUUGUCGACAACAUGAAAGUUCACAAAAUAUAAUAAAUAUGAACUUUGUUGAUUUUGCUACAACAUACAAAGUUGUUAACCAUGAACUGACAAAAUUGCCAGAAAAUAUUAUAUACCAUAAAUAUUCCAACAUAUUCUCCUAAUCCAAAAGGUCCAAAUUUUGGUCUAUAUUGUAAAUAUCACCUUUUGAGGUAUAAACCCUGGAGAACAACCCAAAAUAAUGCAUGGGACGACCAACAACCAUCUGACAAGGUUCUGAUCAAUUGUUGGCGUGAAUUUUUACAAACACCUUAUGGCCAGUUUAAUGUCCCAGACUGGUUUGAUAAAUUACAACCUGUCAUUCAAAGUCAAAAAGCAGAAGAUGAACUUUCUAAAGAACAGGAGACAACUUGUGAAGAGUGGAUGAUAUUAUCAGACCUCAACACUCCUUUUGACAACUCUGAACAAAACCAGAUUCCACAUAUGACUGGCAUCUCGACAGAGCCUAUUAUUCUGAACAACAAAUCCAAGAAAUGCCAACAUUGA
Molecule: messenger RNA, 934 nt
Organism: Paramuricea clavata
Lineage: Eukaryota; Metazoa; Cnidaria; Anthozoa; Malacalcyonacea; Plexauridae
Source: the annotation of a GenBank genome assembly